AUGACAGCGCCAUCGACUAUCAAGCAAAGAUUCCUGUCCAAGCCAAAUGAGCUGGGCGUGGUCGCUGUCGGAUUUAACGGUGGUCAGUGCAAACUAGGCGUUGAAGCAGCUCCGCUUGCCUUGAUUGAAGCCGGUCUUUUGAAUCAAGUGCGCGACGACCUGGGCUACCAACUUCACUAUGACGACACCGUGCACUACUACGAGACCCUGACCCCCAUGAGCGACCCCGACCACCGGGGCAUGAAGAAGCCGCGCGCCGUGAGCGUCGUGACUGAGACGCUCAGCAAGCAGGUCUACGACUACGCCAAGGACGGCAAGUUCGUCCUCACGCUAGGCGGCGACCACUCGAUCGCUAUCGGCACCAUCUCCGGCACGGCCAAGGCCAUCCGUGAGCGUCUGGGGCGCGAGAUGGCGGUCAUCUGGGUCGAUGCGCAUGCCGAUAUCAACACGCCGGAGAUGAGCCCCAGCGGGAACAUCCACGGCAUGCCCAUGGCCUUUUUGACGCGGCUGACCCGGGAGGACAAGAAGGAUAUCUUCGGGUGGCUGGAGGAUGAGCACAUCAUCAACAAGAACAAGCUGGUGUACAUCGGUCUGCGGGAUGUAGACCGCGGCGAGAAGCAGCUGCUCCGGGAGCAUGGUAUCAAGGCAUUCAGCAUGCAUGACAUUGACAGACAUGGAAUCGGCCGCGUGGUCGAAAUGGCGCUGGCUCAUAUCGGCAACGACACCCCCAUCCAUCUCUCGUUCGACGUUGAUGCCUUGGACCCCCAAUGGGCCCCUAGCACAGGCACUCCCGUCCGUGGAGGUCUGACUCUGCGUGAGGGUGACUUUAUCUGCGAAUGUGUUCACGAGACUGGAAACUUGGUCGCCAUGGAUCUGGUAGAGGUCAACCCCAGCCUGGAGGAGGUCGGUGCUUCAGAGACCAUCCGAGCCGGUUGCUCUUUGGUGCGUUGCGCACUGGGCGACACACUCCUGUGA
This is a messenger RNA of Aspergillus viridinutans, 975 nucleotides long. RefSeq names its product arginase. Bases 1 to 975 code for a protein of 324 amino acids. Gene Ontology annotation, cellular component: cytoplasm; nucleus; cytosol. Gene Ontology annotation, molecular function: arginase activity; manganese ion binding. The transcript is spliced from 3 exons. The record is from RefSeq and is a predicted model, not a curated record. Lineage: Eukaryota; Fungi; Ascomycota; Eurotiomycetes; Eurotiales; Aspergillaceae.